CGGCAUCGGUCUCUUCACCAGCGGCUUCCUGCUCAUGAGGAUCGAGCUCACCAACCGCAGCUCCUGCUCGGACCCGCUGGCCACCCCGGCCUGGGCUGGGCAGGGGGUCGCGCCCGGCGCCUGCUGGAUGCCCCAGCGCGUCCCCAAGGCCGUGCUGCUCAUCAUAGACGCCCUGACCUUCGAGUUCGCCCGCUUCGAUCCAGCUAAGGCGCAGCCCCGGCCCUACGAGAACAAGCUGGGCUUCCUGCACCAGCUGGCCGGCUCCCAGCCCCGCCACGCCCGGCUCUACCGCUUCCGAGCCGACCCGCCCACCACCACCAUGCAGCGCAUCAAGGGCAUCACCACCGGCUCCCUGCCCACCUUCAUCGACGUGGGCAGCAACUUCGCCUCCUACGCCAUCCAGGAGGACAAUCUGCUCGGCCAGCUGGUGCAGAACGGGAGGAGAGUGGUCUUCAUGGGGGAUGACACCUGGGAUGGGCUCUUUCCCCAGAAGUUCUUCCGCUCAUAUUUCUUCCCGUCAUUUAACGUGAAGGAUCUUCACACGGUGGACGAUGGGAUCCUGCAGCAUCUCUACCCGAUUGUGGAUGGUGGUGAGUGGGACCUGCUGAUCGCUCAUUUCCUGGGUGUGGAUCAUUGUGGGCACAAGCAUGGACCAGACCAUCCAGAAAUGGCCAAGAAACUCACCCAGAUGAACGAGAUGCUCAGGUCGCUGGUGGAUCACCUGGGGAACGACACCCUGCUGCUGGUGGCAGGGGACCAUGGAAUGACGGAGACUGGGGACCACGGAGGAGACAGCGAGAAGGAGGUGAACGCGGCGCUCUUCGUGUACAGUAAAACGCCUCUCUUUGGAGCCCACCUUCCCAAGGAGCCGGAAACCAUCCCGCAGGUGAACCUGGUGCCCACGCUGGCCCUGCUGCUGGGCGUGCCCAUUCCCUACGGUAACAUCGGGGAGGUGAUGGCUGAGCUGUUCUCGGGGGACGGCGCCGCCACUUCGGCAGCACUCAGUCAGCUCUCGGCGUAUCGCAUCAAUGCCAGACAGGUGGACCGUUUCCUGCACUCCUACUCGCUGGCUGCCCAGGACCUGCCGGCCGAGCGGCUCCGGCACCUGCGGGAGCUUUUCUCUGCCGCGAUGGAGGAGCACGACCGGCUGCUGGCCCAAGUGCGGGAGGGGCUGCCCGCAUCGCCCGAGCUGGAGGCCAGGCUGGGGCGACUGGUUGGCCGCUUCCAACGUUACCUGCGCGAGGCCCGGGCCGUGUGCAUGGAAUCCUGGGCCCGCUUCCACCCCCUGCGCAUGGUGGCUGGCUGUGCGCUCAUCGCCGCCUCCUGCCUGCUCUGCUGCGUCGCCUCGGAGCUGGCGGCAGCCCUGGACUUCUCCUACCGAAGCCGCCUCCUGUACCCGCUUCUCUGGGGCCUGGCGGUGGCAGCUGUGCUGGGGUUGGGCCACCUGCUCACCAGGGAGGGGCUGGACCUCAUUCUGGUGUUGUCGUGGUCGGCUGCCGCUUCCCAGCUGGCCUUCUUCUGGCACUCGUGGGGCCGCCGGUCCCGUCGAGCCCAUUUGGCUGGUGUCCAGCCGCCGGUGGUCAGCGCGGGCCUGUGGCAGAGGUUGCGAGCGUGGCAGGGGCUGGUCCUCCCCAUGGGCAUCCUCUUCAUCCGGUGCUGCGCCAUGUUCUCGGACAGCUUCGUGGUGGCCGAGGCCCAGGUGGCCCCGUUCCUGCUCGCGUCCCUGGCCAUCCUGCUGGUGGGGAAGCUGCACUGGCACGGCCGGCUGACCGCUCCAGAAGUCCCCAAGCAACCCCCAGGCUCUGCCUUUUACCAGAAGGAGAGCUGGCAGCUUCUGUGCCUCCUGGCUGCGCUCCUGGCCUGCCUGCGCCUCUCAGGCCUUUUCCACCAGUGCCGCGAGGAGAUCCCACACUGCCAGCCCUCGUCCUUCCUGGCCCCCCUCGCCAGCCUGCAGAGCACUCAGGCCAAGAACCUCUUCUACCUCCUGUGCGUGGCCUCGCUGGCCGGGCUGGUCUACGCCGUGCGGCGCUGGCUGCGGCACUACGGGAACCUGAACAGCACCAGCCCCCUGGUGCUCUUCGUGCGCUGGGCCUUCCCGCUGGCGGCCGUCUGGAUCGCUUGCUACUGGGCCGUCACCUCGGGGGCGGAGGACACGCUGGGCAAGCUGCAGGAGCUGGUGCAGGUGGCGCUGGUGGGCUUCCCACGGGCCGUCUACGGCCUGGCGUCCCUGGGGCUCCUGCUGGCGCUGUGGACGCCCGUGACGGUGUUCGUGAAGGACAGCCGGGAGUCCGUGGGGCCCAUUGUGACCCCUUAUCAGGGGGCCCCCAGCUCCCAAGCCGACCUCCAGCACGUCAUCCCACAGAUCUACAGGAGGAUGCAGGAGUCUCUGAAGAGCCAGCUAGACAGGGGUCACCAGAGGGCCACGGUGGCAGCCUACGGGCUGGGGAGCGUGUACUCAGCCACCCUGGUCAUAGUUCUCACCCUGCUGGGCUUCCUUCUCCUGAUGCUGCACAGCGAGAGGAUGAGCCUUGCCUUCCUGCUCCUCUUCCUGGAGGCCUUUGUGCUGCUGCGGAUCCACGCCUGUGUCGUGAGCCUCGCCGGGGACGCCGAGCCCUUCGUGGUCCCCUGGUAUGCGGUCACCGCCUGGGUUUUUGCUGCCACCCAGUUCUUCUAUUCCACGGGCCACCAGCCCAUCUUCCCAGCCAUCCACUGGAACGCAGCCUUCGUGGGCUUCCAGGAGGGCCACAGCACCCACCUGCUGCCCGCUGUCCUGGUGGGGGCCAACACGUUCGCCUCCCACAUCCUCUUUGCAGGUAGUCGGCUGCCCUCUGCUCCUGCUCUGGCCCUUCGUCUGCGAGGCGCCCAACUCCCAGAGGAGGAGGCUGAAGAAGGAGCUGCGGGAGGAGCUUCAGGAGGAGGAGGAGCCCGUGAUGGAGAUGAGGCUGCGGGAGUCUCCGGAGAGGUUCUCAGCGGCUCUUCUGCAGUUGGGACUCAAGUACCUCUUCGUGCUUGGCGUGCAGCUCCUGGCCUGCGUCUGGGCAGCCAUGAUCCUCAGGAGGCAUCUCAUGGUCUGGAAGGUGUUUGCCCCAAAGUUCCUCUUUGAGGCUCUGGGCUUCAUGGUGAGCAGCAUCUGCCUCCUGCUGGGGAUUUUCCUGGUGAUGCGUGUGGACUGCGCGGUCAGCGCCUGGUUUGAGCAGCUCCAGACCAGGUAACAUCUGAGCAGCCGAGAUGCAGGGAACCCGACGCGGAGCAUCGUCCCCUGACGUGACGGCUGGGGCCCUGCUUCACAAGGCCUGGCGGGACCUGGGAGCUGCCACCAUGGACAGUAGCUGGGGAUUAUUCCCGUCUCCCUGCUGGGCGUGACAGAGCGGGGCUGGCUGGUCUCUGGCCUCACUCACUGUAUCAUUGAACUCUGAGCUCAACUUCAUUGCCUCCCGCCAGGUGGGUUUGGAGCCCAGGCCAGGCACGUUCGGCCGCAGCGAAGGGUCUGUUGGGGGAGGGGACGAAAGCACAAAGCCUCAAGUGCCCUCCUGUAGUUGGAUCUUCCUGGCAUUUCCCUGACAUCUCUCCUCAUUGGGCAGAACGCACCGCUGGCCACUGCGGGGCUGUGUGCUGCCUUGGUGUUUACUACCUCGCCUGGGGCAGAGACGGGGCCUCGUCGACUGAGGAGCCCCUGGGGGGUGUGGGCACCAGAGGAGUGACCUCCCUGUUCUCUGCCCGUGCAGCAGCCUCCUCCCGGUCCCUGGCUCCCAAAGAGGGGAGUCUGGGCAGCGCACGUCCCUGGGCUCGGGCAGCAGCAGCUUCUCCGAGGCUGCUCCACCCGCGCUGAAGGAGGAAUUGUCUGCUGCUGUGUGAUGGGGACGCCCCCUGCCUCACUGAUUCUGGUCUUCCUCAGGGUUGCGCAUGUGAGUGCCGCACCCUGCUGAAGUGUGUGUGUGUGUGAGUGAGUGAGAGAGAGAGAGAGAAGCCUGCAGAGCAUGGCGCUUUCAGAUGGUACCUGGGGCUGGGUUAGCAACAGUCUGUACAAAGUCUGUUGGAAACUGCUGGGGAGGGAGACAGCAAGGAGGAAGGGAGCUGUACCCAGGAAUGAAAUCCUCUCUGAGCCAGGGCUUCAGCCUUCUCUGGUAUCCAAUCAGAGGCCUCAGCUGUAGCAGCCAGAGCCCCCCCCCCGUCUCCUGUUCUGUGCAUGCCCUGGAAUCUGCUGUGGAGCUGUGACUGCUCCCAACCCCACGCUUGUGAUGACGAGUGACCCAAGCAGUGUGGCUGGUUAGUGAGCACAGCGAAUGGCAGCCAGGCAGUGACAGGGGCUAGGAUCAAGGCUCCUUGUUAAAGGAGGAAGGGAGAGCCAAGAACUGCAGGCCGAGCCACUGGCGUGGGCUCAUUGGUAGCUGGAGACCAGGGCUCGAAAGCUUUUGGGAGCAGAUAACGCCCCGGCAGGAUUGAUAGCUUAGCGCCUUCAGAAACGCCGGGGCACCACCUGGAGUCGAGGUUGGGCCACAUCUCACAAGCUCGGCAGGGUGGGGCCUGGCCGUGUGGCUGGAAGAUCUGUAAGAAAACCCUAAGUGCUGCAGGUGGUGGUGGUGGUGAUUCAGAGCACAGUGCUUUUUGCAGUACGGACCUGGGGGCUCCAGCCUGGGGUGUUGUGCUGCUCUGGGUGACCUCUCAAAGGAGCUGUCCCAACCUCACUCCUACUAUUUAUGAUCAUGAGAUUGUAUCCCUUCUUCGCAGGCGUUAACCGUGGGGCCUGGCUAAAUUCCAGUGACGGUCCCAUUCUGCCUCCCUAAAGUCCCUCUGCAGUUAGGGUCUUCUUCCCUUCCUGCCCUAAGCCAUUGUGGUAUUACUUGGUGCUAUUAAACCCUGCUGUCUCCCCCGGGGUGGGUGAAGCGAUCUGUGCUGGGUACGGCAGCUCUCGAGGGCAAAAGGAGCUAAGAGCUGUUUGCGAGGGUCAUUGACUUGAUUGCUUUUUGAGCCCCGUCUCUUUCUGGCUUUGAACCAGAGCUGUACGUGUCUGACUUCACUUCACUGUGCUAUGGCUGGGGUAGUUCUGGGCCCUGCCUCUGGGUCCUUUUGUGGCCCCCAAAGUUAUCCUGCCUGGCUGAACUGCUACUGUUAGCCCCAAAGCGCCCAGCUGGUCUGACGGGGGCGUGUCUUGUGGGUGGGUUUGGCUAGUCGCUGUAAUUCUGUGGGCCCCGUGUUUGCCCUCCCUGGGAUAGUAGCUGAGCGGGUUGGUUAGACGGGGUCACCUGCUAUAGAAUGGUUCUCUGCUGUAGCUGCUAGUGCAGACCCUGUUGAGUCCUGCUGGCCAGUUCGCAGGGAUUGCCCAUGGGCACGGGACCGGCAUGGGUGCAGGUGGCAUUCGAACUCUAGGCAACUCGCAUUGCUGAAGCCAGGGAGUGACCCCCACCGUAUCACCUGUGUUUACCCGAUGCCCAGCCGUGCAGCCUAGUCUGUAGGUGCUAGUCUGAACGGCCUUGCAGGACAACUCUCUGUGGUCUUCAAAGCUGUAUUACUGUCCCACAACAUCCCUGUCGCGACCCAGGAGUCUGGGCUUUGCUUUCCCCUUCUCCCGAAUGUCAGCCGAGCUCCCUUUCUUCAGGAGCUUUCACUGCCCUGCUCAGCACUUCGGGGCGUGUCACUGGAGAUCUCCGUGCGCUUCGCAGCCUUCCCCCUCCGCCCCGUCAGCUCUGGAUUAGCCCCGGUUUAUAGAUGAGGCCCCUGAGGCGCUUGUGGCUGUGGUGUGCCCGUGGUCACGCAAGCAGGAACACAGCCCAGGAGUCCUGGCUCCAUGAAAAGCACAAAACUCUGCCCCCCCACCCUUUAACUCAUGCUGUAUCCCCUGCCAGCUCAGGGUGGGGCUGAAACUGAUUUUGAAUUUUUUAUCUUUAAAAUGUUUAAGUCCCAUUGUUCUUGUAGCUACAGGGUGGGCUAGUGAAUUUGGGCACAGGCCUGGGCACUGGGACUCCUGAUUUCUGAUCCCAGAUCUGCCACAGACCGUGAGACCUUGGGCCAAUCACUGCCUCAGUCUCCCAGUCAAUGAAAUAGAAAUAAUCUAAUUCCCUCGAGACCCUGCACUGGGCUGUCAGGGUGCACGUCUUCACCGGAGUGAGGCUCAUGGAAUAGUUACAUCGCGGGAGUGCCAAGGAGCCCCGGGUAGGAUUCGGGACUUGUCCUGGUCGCUGUACCGAGGGAGACUAGGCUGCUGACCCGAGGAACUGAGUCCAAGCAGACAGAUGACCCAGCGGGGGCUAUCGACACGCUUGCCAUUUUGUACGUGUCUAGGUCUGUAGUAGUUUUUUCCAGCUGCCCCUGAAACUAGCCGCUUAGCUGCCAUUCCGGAUAAUGUACCAGAGACGCCAGAGAGCCCCGGGGUUACGCUGCGGGGCAAUGAGUUAAGAGUUGUCCAGUGCUUGGAGACCUUGGAAGCGUGCCGUGCUGGUUGUUCUAGUGGAUGGAAACGGGCGGUGCUUGUUAAUUGAACACUCUGAACUUCAGCACUGAGGCUGCUGGGCCCAGCCAGGGCGUGCGGGUUCUAGGGGAGUUAGGGGUGUGUUCGGUCUCUGAAUUCAAGGGGUGCUAUUGAGGAAGAAAAUCCUGCCAUCUGUUUCCUCUCUCAGCCUGUCAGCACAGCAUCUAGGCACUGUUACAAUGUCAGUAUCCCAGUGAGCCCUGGCCAGAGCCCUCCCUCCCUUCCAUCCCAGUGGGGGUGCACUCCAUUCAGAGGGGAGAUUUGCAUUGUUCCUGAAGCAGGGCCAGGCUCGAGCCCCCCUUGAUGCCCCUCAACGGGGAUUUCAGUAGGUUGGGACAUGGGGCAGGAGGGUCAUCCAUCAUCUGCUCCUUAAACUUGUCCCUCCGCACUGUCUACUGGGGCACUGUGCAGAGACACUAUCCAUGGGAUGCAGGCCUAGCCUCUCAUGGGCCCUGUAGAUCAGGGCCACUACCUACAAAUAGAUCUGGCGAUGCCUGUCUGUCUGUGCCGGUGUAAAACUCCAUUCCGGCCGUGCACACCCCACCCAAGGGUUGGACAAGUGCAGUGUGUGCAGAGCUUUGGCAUGGGAGAGCCAUAGACACAUGUGUGUGAUUGGGUCUAAUUUCUAAAGCCUGGGUGGGAAGAGUGGGAGCUGGUCACAGACUGUGUUCUCAAGGCCUUGGUCCUGUCUGGUUUAUUCCACAGCUUCACGUAUGUCAGCACCAGUCUACAAUUAAGCCUGUUUCCUUUUGCUCCCAUUCGUCCUAUUUCGGUUUAUCCUCCCUUGCAAUGUUUUAAACCAUUUGCCUCCCUUAGGGGUGCCAACACCCUCUCAGUAGGUCGCUGGGCAUUGCAUCCCCAUUGCCCCCUGGGGAGGUUGUGUGGUCCAGCAGACAGCACACAGGGCUGGGAUUCAGGAGACCUGGCUCUGCCAUUGACUGGCCAUGUGGCUUUGGGCAAGUUGCUUCACCUUGCUGUGCCUCAGGGAAAUCGCGGAAACAGCCAUUUAUGUAAAGCACCUUGAGCACGCAGGAGCAAAGUGCUCUAAAGAUGCUGGGCACUACCGGGCAUCUCUGUGGAGCUGAUUGUCGCUUUUCUUUCCGCUGGAUCAACUCAGCCGACAAGGGGGAAGUGGCUCUGGAGUCUCUGCCAGUGGGUAGAAAUUUAUAACAGAGACAGGAGGGGGCAACUUGGCAGCAGUCGCUCAUCUAAAAGCAUCACCUCUGGACCACUCCAGUCAUGGGACAGAGCUGGCGAGUGCUCCAAACAGAGGAGUGGGAAGACUGUGUUCUCUUUUCAUGUCUGCAACUGACCUGGUGUGAUCUUGGGCAAAUUGUUUCACUUCUUGUGUCGGUUUGCCUAAAAUUGGGAUAAUACUGUCCUACCUUAGCAGGGGUAUUGCGAGGCUGAGUGGUCUGUAAAAUGCAGUGAGAUCCUCAUUGAAGGAGCUAGAAACUAAUUAACGGUUUUGUUUAAUUAUAUAAUCACUAGGUGGUGGGGAAGAUUUGCUUUGUGAGUUUGGAUGUUGCUUCUCCUAACUAAAUCCAACUAGGGUAACUCGUGAGUGGUCUCUGAGCCCAGCUCCAGUCCCAUAUCUAGGCUAUUGUCUGUUAACCUUCUUUUAGGGAAAAUGGAAGGUGAAAGAUUGAACUUGAGAAUGUUGGCAGGUGGCCCCUGCCGUUGGUCUGGUUCUGUGCUGCGGCAAAACUGAUCCUUGCAAAUAAAGUGUGAGAUCCAAAAUG
Molecule: messenger RNA, 8208 nt
Organism: Trachemys scripta elegans
Lineage: Eukaryota; Metazoa; Chordata; Testudines; Emydidae
Gene: PIGO
Product: phosphatidylinositol glycan anchor biosynthesis class O
Biological process (GO): GPI anchor biosynthetic process
Cellular component (GO): endoplasmic reticulum membrane
Molecular function (GO): mannose-ethanolamine phosphotransferase activity
Source: RefSeq, a predicted model, not a curated record